Molecule: messenger RNA, 5924 nt
Organism: Striga asiatica
Lineage: Eukaryota; Viridiplantae; Streptophyta; Magnoliopsida; Lamiales; Orobanchaceae
Source: the annotation of a GenBank genome assembly
CUUCGGUGGGAAUUUUCCCUCCUUUUGACAUCCAAUCUCCAAACUUUUUCAUCUCACUAACCAAAGACCCUUUGGAGACAAAAAGGACGGGGGCAGCCGGUGUAAAAUUUAUGCCGGCAUGUUUUUAGCUGCAUUUCGAGUUCCAAGAUUGAAUUUUUAAGACUCCCAACAAACCUUUUUCUUUUUCUCUUUUUGGUUCGCUCUCAAUUUUACUUGCAUUUCAAGCUGCCCCACCUCACCACCUCAGAUCCAUGAUUAGGUAAACAUAUUGAAACAAGUGUUAAGUUUUUUCGUUUUCAUGAUGGUGGCCCUUGUGAAAGUGAUCUGCGAGCUCUUUUAAAGUUUUGAGUUGUGUUGCUCGCAUUCCCACAUUGUAAGCAGGAUAAGUUAUACUGUUGGAAAAUCGAAGGAAAAGUGGCAUCUUGCUACUAUUUUUUGUCCUCUUUUUUUUUUUUAGANGUGAGUCUUUUGGGUUCCAUCCAACUUUUUUUUUUCAUCUUAAUUGAGUAUUUUCCUGCUUCUUGGAAUCCGAUUCUCAAAAUUCAUCUGGCUUUCAAGAAACAGCUGUGGUUUGAGUUGAAUCUUUGGUGCUUUGGCCAAGAAUAUCCUGGCCCCUGGGCAGUGUUUGUGGGCUUCAAAGCUUGAUUUGUUUUAUGGCUUUGUGAUAAAGUUUACUCAUUUAUGUUGGGAAAUCAUUUUAUGGUGUUAUUAGAGUGCCCCUAUCAUACUUCAGGAAAAAGUCUUGGCAUUUGGUUGAGGUGCUCGUGUUAGCAGAUGAUACUUGGAUCAGGUUAGAAUAUGUCGAGGGUUUCCAAGUGGAAGCUUGAGAAGACUAAAGUGAAAGUUGUCUUUCGGCUCCAAUUUCACGCGACACAUAAUGCUCUAUGCUUGACAUUUCAGAUUCCACAGUCAGGAUGGGAUAAGUUGUUUAUAUCAUUCAUCCCUACUGAUUCCGGGAAGGCAACAGCCAAGACAACCAAAGCCAACGUAAGAAAUGGAACAUGUAAAUGGGCCGAUCCUAUUUAUGAAACCACAAGGCUUCUCCAAGAUUCUAAAAGCAAACAAUAUGACGAGAAGCUCUACAAAAUUGUCGUGGCCAUGGGAACUUCACGGGCUAGCAUCCUCGGGGAAGCUACCAUCAACCUUGCCGAUUAUGUUGAUGCUUUAAAGCCAUCUGCUGCAACAUUUCCUCUUCAUGGAUGCAAUUUCGGAACUAUAUUACAUAUAUCUAUCCAGCUUCUUACCUCGAAAACCGGAUUUAGAGAAUUUGAACAGCAGAGAGAACUCAGAGAAAAAGGAAUACAAUCUGGGCAAGACAGUCAUGCCCCUGGGAAAAUACCAUCACCCGGAUACGUCGCCAAUUAUCAGGACAAUAAGAUGAGCUCUCCACUCGAGGAGGAGGCAAACCCGACUGAGGAAACCGACUCAGCCACCGGAUUCGACGCCUCCUCCAAUACUUCCGGAAGUUUCUAUGCGGAGAGGAAUGAGACUCCCAGCACACACGAAAUCGACAACCUCAAUCAAAACAUAGAGAGAGUGGGUCCUGCUGGUGAGUCAUCUCUUUUCGACCUUAAGCUGGAAGUCAGCUCCCUGCAGAGCCUGGCUGACGAGCUCGGUGCCGAGACACAGAGGCUCUCACGGCAGCUGAUAACCGAACGAUCCUCAGCCGAACAACUUGCUCGAGAGGUCUCGAUUAUUAAAUCGGAGUGCCUUGAGUUCAGGGGCGAAAUAGUCAAGCUCCGAGAUUUAAAGUCCAGCCUCUGCACAAAUCGGACCACCGAUUUGCAGCUCCAGUUUCCAAAGGGAAUUGCCAUGGUGGAAAGCAAAAUCAGAGAUCUUCACAGCAAGACUCGUCUUUCCUCGAAUGGCAGUGACCCGAAGUUUAUUUGCUCGGAGCUGGAAGUUUUGCUCGAUUUUCUGCUCGGACUCAAGCUUGAAAAUGGUAAUGGGCUGGGCUUGGAUUUGUGUCAGCCCGAAAGCAUUCUCCCGAAUCCUGCAGACGAUAUCGAUGCAAUGAGAGGGCAGAUUCUCGAUCUCGUGCGUGAGCUGGACGAGUCGAGGGUCGAGAAGGAAGAUCUUAUCCGGAAAACGAAUCAGAUGGAGUGCUAUUACGAGGCGCUCGUACACGAGCUUGAGGAGAAUCAGAAGCGAUUGCUUGGCGAGCUGCAGCUCUUGAGGAACGAGCAUUCUGCCUGCCUCUACACUUUAUCGAUAGCCAAAACCGAGGUGGACUCGCUGAGUCAUGAUCUGAGUCAGCAGAUGGCGAGGUCGGCUGACGAGAGGCGAGAACUGGAGGCUCUCAAUGAGGAGCUCGAGAGACGAGCUGUUACUUCUGAAACUGCAUUGAAGCGGGCCCGCAUGAAUUACUCGAUUGCUGUGGAUAAAUUGCAGGAAGACCUCCGGCUGCUCUCUUCACAGGUCACGUCAAUGUUCGAGAUGAAUGAGAAUCUCAUCAAGAAUGCUUUGCCUGCGCGGGAUGUGAAGAGAUGUUCAGGUGGGGAUAUUAUUCUCUUGCGGGACCUGAGAAGAUCCAUGCGCGUGCAGGAAGAGCAUUACGAAAUAGUUGAGAGAGAACUUACGGAAAUGUACUCGGUUAAUUUGGAAUUGGAUUUGUUCUCUACGGCACUGGUGGAAUCCUUGCGUGAAGCUGAUAACAGCAUUAGAAUUGCGGAUGAUGAAUUGAAACUCUCGAUGGCUUCUCAGAACAAGUUGAUGAUGAACCUGCAGAAGGCUACAGAUGAUAUUUACGCGCUCAACGAGUACAAAUUGAGUAGCGUCUCUCGGUUUAAUGAUUUGGCCCUGCAGAAUAAACUAUUGGAAGAUAAAUUAGCGAGUGCUGCUGAGAAGAAUUAUCUUCUUGCUGAGAAGCUGAAGGAUUUGGAAAGAGGUAUGAUGGAAUACGAGAGUUACCGGAGCAUGUAUGCAGCUUGUUCGGCAGAGAAUGCGGAGCUCUCUCGUCAUUUGGAGCAGAAAGGAUCUGAAAUCGAGAAACUGGCUAAUGAAAUCUUAACUUUGAAGGAGAAGUUGAUGAACCUUAAAGUUGAGUCUGAUGAACUUGUCUCGUCCAAGAAAAAUCUAGAGGGAAGUAUCGAUUUCGUACGAGAAAAGUUGGCCAACCUGUUGGAAUCUUACGGCACGCAAUUUCAUUUCGUGGAUAAUUUUCAGAAUCUCGAUUCGGAGAGUGUAGAUGUGAAAGAUGCUGCCUUGCGGUUAGAGAAGAUCCAGCUUAGUGUGUACACAAGAUACUGUGAACUGCUGGAAGAGAAUCAGAUUCUGGAGAACGAGAGAGCCGUUGCUGACGUGUCAUUGAGCGCUUCCAGGUCAGAAAUUGUGAUGACGAAGGAAAAAUUCAAAAGCGACUUAGAGGACAUGGUGACUAGGCUAGACGUGUCCAAUGCCCUCGUGGGAAAACUUCAAGCCGAGCUCGAAUCAGUGGAUAGCAAACUCCGGCUGAGUUCCGAGAUUGAGGAGAAGCACAUUAGCCUGAACAAAGUGCUAAUGGCUGAUCUUGCUCUUUUGGAAGAUCAGAUGCUAGAAUUGACUUGUAAAAAUGGUCACCUUGUGGAUGAGGUCUCGAUCUUGGAUGCUCUUGCAGAGGAACAUGAAAGGAGUGAAUUAACCAUUUCUGAGUUAAUGCAUGAUAAGCAAGAACUUAGCAAGUCAUUACAGGAAAAGACUGAGGAAUCUACCAAGCUUUCGGGUGAAAUUAGUCAUCUGAAAGAAACUUCGAAAAUUUUGCACGAUGAGUUGUUCAUGGAAAAAGCCUGUAGAAAUGAACUUGAAGGAAGAGUUAGAGAUCUUUCUUUCCAGUUGAAUAAGGCUGAAGAUGAGUUGCUUAGUUUAGAACAGCAAAAAUCUGAACUCAUGCAUGUUAGGGAACUGGCAUCUGAACAUAUAUCCGAAAAAUCAAGACUCGCUCGUCUUCUUGAUCAGCAAAAUAUGCUAAUAGAAGACCUUAAGAGAAAUAAUUCCUACCAUGGUGUUCUCGAGAGUGAGUUAUUAGAGAUGCACGAGCACUUGGUUGCAACAGAUGUAAGACUUAUUUAUGUUGCAAACCAUUAUGAAGCCAUAAUCGAGGGACUCCUGCAGAAACUCGUGUCCUCAGGCAGCUGUCUUAUGGAACUUCAGAAAAAGUAUCACGAGACAGAAGCUAUGCUGAAUGAACAUCUUGAAGGUGAAACUAACUGGUCAGAAGAAAAACUCAACCUGUUGACAAGUCUGGAAGCUUCUGAAGCUCAAAACAGGAUUCUUUCAGAUUCAAACAAAGAGACACGGCAUCAGCUCGAGGAGUGCAGGAAUAAGCUAACGAUGAUGAUUGAUGCCGAGCAAGAAAUCUACGACUUGGCCAUCUCGAAUAAAGAAUUCGAAAUUUUAGUUACAGUACUCGAAAGCAAAAUUCGCGAACAGUUUGCUAAUAUAAAAUUGUUGGAAGGCUCCAAAGACCAGCUUUCGAUUAAGCUCUCUGAACAGGUUUUGAAGACAGAAGAAUUUAAGAAUCUUUCUACCCAUUUGAAAGAACUCAAAGACAAGGCCGAAGCCGAAUGUCUUCUGGUUUCUGGGAAAAGAGAAACGGAGGUGGGCCAGGUGGCACCUUCUCCCGGACAGGAUUCGUUACGAAUUGCAUUCAUGAAAGAACAAUACGAAACUCAGGCGCAAGAACUAAAGCAACAGGUUUCUAUAUUGAGAAAGCAUGGGGAGGAGAUGCUACUGAGGCUGCAGGAUGCAAUUGAUGAAAUCGAAAACAGGAAAAAAUCCGAGGCUGUGAAUGUGAAGAAAAACGAGGAGCUCUUGAUCAGGUUCUCUGCUUUAGAGGAAGACUUGCAGUCGGCCGUAAAGGAGAAAUGUGAGAAAACAAAUGCUUAUGACCGAACAAAGGCCGAGCUGGAAUGCGCGUUGCUUAGCCUGGAAUGCUGCAAGGAAGAAAAGGAAAAACUCGGGUCUUCUUUGCGGGAAUUCGAGGCAGAAAAAUCUCGACUUGCUAGUGAUCUCGAGUCGGUUAAGGCACAACUGGAGGAUUUGAAAUCUUCAAUGAGAUUGGUCAAUGGUGAAAAGGUAGAUUCAACUGAGCCAGGGCAGUUACGAAUCAUCCAGGAGGAUGCUGCCUUUGCAACGAACGACAAGAAUUUGGAUGUUUGUCACAACAAUUCGGGAGCCCAGAGACUGAGAUCUAGCAUGGAGCAUUUACACGAGGAGCUUGAGAAGAUGAAAAAUGAAAACAAAGCUGACUGCAUAAGCCGUGAUGUCGAUCCAGAUAUUCAAAUCCUGCAACAAGAAAUCAUGAAACUGCAUAAAGCAAAUGAAGAGCUCGGACAAAUGUUUCCCCCAUUCAAUGAAAUUUCUGCUGGUGACAAUGCCCUAGAAAGGGUGCUAGCAUUGGAAAUCGAGCUUGCUGAAGCCUUGAAGUCGAAGAGAAAAUCGAAAGUCGUAUUUCAGAGUUCUUUCCUGAAACAUCAUGGGGAUGAGGAAGCCAUUUUCAAGAGCUUUAGAGACAUAAACGAGCUCAUAAAAGAAACCUUGCAGCUCAAGGAAAGGCGAGCUGCCCUUGAGGCUGAGCUAAGGGACAUGCACGAUAGGUACUCUCAGCUCAGUCUCCAAUUUGCAGAGGUUGAAGGUGACAGGCAAAAGCUCAGGAUGACACUCAAGAAUGUUCGCUCAUCCAGGAAGCUUCCUGGAUGAAACCACUACAUAGACAGAGCUGGUUUCAUUCAUGCAUUGCCCUCAAUUUUGUAAAUAAUUGUUGCAGCAGGCCAGAAUUGUAGUGGUGAGUAACUGUUAUUAUAGAUUAUUGUCAUAGUUUAUACAAUUAUAUAUAUAGAUAUGUAUUAUCUGGACUCCAUUUUUUUUUUUCCUUCCUCUCUUGAUUGUAAUUAACUGAUGUAAACUGUAAAGCCAGUCAAUUAUUCCAAUAUUUAACCCUUGUUUUA